AUGUCCUCCUCGCAGCCAAACGAUUUUGUCGAAGAUGAUACCAGUACUGCACUGGAUGCUUCCUUGCUCGUCACUAGCAAGUACGAGGAGGAUAUUUUGCGUUUGGAACAGCGCAUCAAAAGCGAUAUUGCUGGUAUCGUGAAGCGCAAGGAUUUGGACUCGCUUCGUGAGCUCGGGGGAGUCGACCGUGUUCGUUCAGUUCUUAGUCGUCGUCAAUCAGAGGAGAGCAAUAUUAAUAAUGGGAACCAUCAAGUGUUGGAGGCCACUAACCAAGGUCAUGGACUGAGCCUCUCGUGCUGUUUUGUCAAUAGUUGCAGACGCAAUAGUUACACAAUUUCAUUACUCAUGAUCUCAGCUCUGUUGUCCUUGGCCAUAGAGAUCAAGCUGGAAGGACCUAAAUAUGGUUGGCAUGAUACUGCAGCUGUACUUGUUGCGAUAAUCAUGAUUAUCUCUUUCUCUUCUGUGCAAAGCUUUUGGCGUGAAAGAAAGAUGCUAAAAUUGUCACAGAAGAAAUGCAAGUUGAAAUUUACUGUUGUUAGAGGCGGAACUCUCCAAACGGUGGACAUAUCAGAUAUUAUGGUUGGUGAUACAGUGUGUCUUAAGAUGGGUGACGAGGUUCCAGCUGAUGGUUUGCUUCUAAAUAAUGAAAACUCUGUGCUGGAUGAGACACAGAUCCAUUUCUCUUGUUUGGUUCAAAAAUAUCUUUUGAGGGUGAAACUUCGAUGCUUGUAA
Messenger RNA from Neltuma alba, 732 nucleotides. Its product is annotated as calcium-transporting ATPase 12, plasma membrane-type-like. The record is from RefSeq and is a predicted model, not a curated record. Bases 1 to 732 code for a protein of 243 amino acids. Gene Ontology annotation, cellular component: intracellular membrane-bounded organelle; plasma membrane. The transcript is spliced from 3 exons. Lineage: Eukaryota; Viridiplantae; Streptophyta; Magnoliopsida; Fabales; Fabaceae. Gene Ontology annotation, molecular function: P-type calcium transporter activity.